AUGGACCGCAUCAUUUCGACUUACGCGACAAAAUCACCAGAAGCGACGGCAAUUCAAGAAGGCAAUCAGAGUCUGACAUACCGAGAGCUCGACCGAAAAGUAGCCAGGCUUGCCUCUGCCAUACAGAAACAUGGUCUCGAGCCCGAAGAACCCAUCUGUAUUCUAGCAGAUCUUGGGGCGGAGAUGGUCAUUGCUCAGCUGGCUGUCAUACGGCUUGGCCUAACAUGCAUUCCUUUGAUAACCUCCACUCCACGACUCCGUCUCACAAGUAUUCUGAAGGAUGUUGGCACGAAGUAUAUUCUUUCAGACAUGGAAGAUGCUUUCAACGAGAAUGAGUUUAUAAAAUUGCCCAUCAGUAGCAAUCUUGAAGAUUGCCAUGGCUAUGACGUCCCCGGUACGAUUGGUGCAGAUGGAGUCGACGGGGAUGACGGCGACAAUGCUGUCAAUGGUAAUAAAUAUUCAACGACUGGCUGCCAGAACCAGGAAUAUCGCAGCCACAUUCUAUACACCUCCGGAACUACAGGAAAGCCAAAGCCAGUACAGGUCAUGGAGAGAAGCAUCCUUCAUCUAGUGACCAAAAGCCCGCUCGGGAUGGCGGCCGCAACCGACCGGGUCGCAUUAAUCAACAACCCCGGUUUCGACAUCUCCCCAUUUGAAAUCUUCUUCGGGCUCAUUGGAGGGGCAACGCUCUUCGUUGUUCCUCGCGAGGUUAUCACGGACCCCUUUGCCGUCCGCAAUGUCAUCGCCGAGAAGCGGCUUUCGGUGAUAUACUUGACCUCCACAUUGUUCGCCAUCAUCGCCCACGCCUGUCCGACCACAUUCCACGGCGUGAAGCAUGUUCUGAUAGGGGGUAGCGUCGCAAACAAGGCAGCAGUUGAGGCUGUGCUAAACUCUUCUUUGCCUCCAGAACACCUCUGGAAUACCUAUGCACCCACCGAGAUGACGACACAUGCAUUGAUGCACCUGAUUACCGCACAGGAGUUGCAGUACGAGACUAUCAGUAUCGGCAAACCAUUUGGUGAUGGAAAGUGUUGUCUGAUGGAUGAACACAUGGAGACCAUCACAACUCCAGGCCAGGUUGGCGAAAUCUUCCUUUCGGGGCCCGGAUUAACGCGUGGAUACAUUGGCCUUCCCGAAGAGAACGAGCAUAGGUUCGUCAAGCUUGAAGAUGGACGACGGUACUACAGGACUGGGGACCGGGCAAAGCGGCGUGAAGGAGCGGAUGAUGUUCUUGAGUUUGUCGGACGGACAGACUCUCAGGUCAAACACGGCGGGUUCCGAGUCGAACUUGGGGAGAUCCAACACAUGCUACUAUCCAGCGGCUAUCUCUCCGAGGCUGUUGUCUUUCAAGUGCCGGGGAAUAGAGCUGGCGACAGUACGUUCCUAGUCGCGUUUGUCAUUCCGGCAAUUGCACAUACGCUAAAAGUCGGGGAGUUGGAUGAUUAUUUGAGGGAGAGGCUUCCUGUGUACAUGAUCCCAAGCGAAAUCGUGUUCCUCCAGGAACUUCCAUUGGACGAUCGGGGAAAAGUCGACCGCAAAGCCUUGACCCAGAGGUACUUGGCGAAGCGAGAGGCGAAGACCUCUCUUUGCAAGGAGAGAUGGGGCACCAAAGAGAUUGUCAGAAGCCUCUGGUCUUCCAUACUGAAUAAGGCCUCUUUCACCGAUGAUGAUGACUUCUUUGAACUUGGGGGUACCUCACUGCAGGCGGCGGCGCUGAUCUCAAAGCUGCGUGGACCCACAGGCAGGACGAUUUCCAUGCGUGGUCUCGUGGAACACAGCCGUCUCGAUAUGUUGGUCAGAUAUCUGGGUGACUUUGUGGAAGGAGGGAAUGCGCCCGACGAAGCUGACCGCUGGAUUGCUGAUGCUCGACUUGCGGAUGGGCUGGAGAUUGAGCCAUCCUGGUCGGCUGAGGAUUGGAACUCAGUUAUAGACUGGACCAUUGAAAAGGAAGGACGCCUUCUUGUCACUGGCGUGACCGGGUAUGUGGCAGCUCACUUCAUAUCUCGCUUGGCCAACCUGCCGGAAGUGCAGGAGAUUGUAUGCCUGGCGCGGGCAAAGCAGGGCCUGACACCCCGUCAGCGUAUAGAGAAGAGUAUCGAGCGUUAUGACCUUCGAGAAAUUGCAACCAAUAACCUCGACAAGUUGGUUGUCCUGGAAGGGGAUAUCACUCAGAAGAAUCUCGGCUUGCCAAUCGAGAAUUAUGCCCGGUUAGCGGACAGGAUCAGCGCCAUUUUUCACUUAGCAGCCAAGGUCAACUACUGUGAGCCCUACUCCGCCCAUUUCGAAGCGAAUGUUCUAGGAACGAGGAAUAUUCUUGCUCUGGCAGCUCAAGGGCGCAGAAAAGCCUUCCACUAUAUGUCCAGCCUCGACGUUUGGGGUCCGACUGGCCUAAUCUACGGCACACGGGAACUGUUCGAGGACGAAGCUCUCCUCCCACACAUCGGACCCCUCCGCUAUGAUAUUGGCUAUGCGCCUAGUCAAUGGGUGUCCGAGGAGAUGGUGCGACGUGCUCGUGACCGCGGUCUUCCGACUGUAAUCUAUCGACCGGGAUUUAUCAUUGGGGACACCCGUCACGGUGCCGGAAAUCCAAAUGACUUCGUGUCCCGCCUCUUCCUGGGAUCGAUCCGCCUAGGGGCAUUCCCUCAACUGCCCAACCAGCGCCUAGAAUACGUGACAGUGGACUAUGUCUGUGACAGCAUUCUGCGGAUCGCGACCGACAAGAAGAAUUUGGGCCGCUCGUACUGCAUCGUACCGCCUUCUCUGGAGGUCUCGGUGGACAUGGAGCAGAGUUACGAAAUCAUAGUCGAAGUAGGCUAUCCUCUUCGCUUACUGCCCUACUGGGACUGGAUUAGAGAGUUACAGGAGACAAAUGGCCAGGAUAAUCCGGCAAAGCCCCUUCUGCCAAUGCUCCAGGAGCCUGUCAUUGGUGGGCUGUCGCGGUUCCAGACGAGUCGGCAGGCUCCCCGGUAUGACUGCACCAAUACCAUGGCAGUCCUCAAGAAUGCCCCGGAAAUCCAUUAUACGCCCCUUAGCGCAGACCUACUAAGGAAGUUUCUGGACUUCUGGCGUCGGAAGGGCUUUUUUGUGACUGAUUAG
Aspergillus homomorphus CBS 101889 is the source of this 3096-nucleotide messenger RNA. Its product is annotated as non-ribosomal peptide synthetase. The coding region runs from base 1 to 3096 and encodes 1031 amino acids. Lineage: Eukaryota; Fungi; Ascomycota; Eurotiomycetes; Eurotiales; Aspergillaceae. The record is from RefSeq and is a predicted model, not a curated record. The transcript has a single exon.